This is a messenger RNA of Urocitellus parryii (Arctic ground squirrel), 3573 nucleotides long. Lineage: Eukaryota; Metazoa; Chordata; Mammalia; Rodentia; Sciuridae. The record is from RefSeq and is a predicted model, not a curated record.
AGAGAAGGGAGGGACCUAAGGAGAGAGCGGAGAGGGCUCCCAACCCAGUUCGCCUACUAAGCAGAAGAAAGAUCAAAAAACGGGGAAGAGGAGAAGAGCAAACAGGCACUUUCAAGAACAAUCCCCUCUUCUCCAAGCCGAGAGAGCUCUGGGAAUCCAAAUUCAGUGCCUACCGAAGACAAAGGCGCCCGGAGGGAGCGGCGGCACGACCCCAGGGCGUGGGCCCAGCCGCGGAGCCUGCACGGCCCGGCUGCCCCGACGUCUCGGACCAUGUCUCCCGCCCCUCGACCCUCCUGCAGCCUCCUGCUCCCCUUGCUCACACUCGGCACCGCGCUCGCCUCCCUCGGCUCGGCCCAAAGCAGCAGCUUCAGCCCCGAAGCCUGGCUGCAGCAGUAUGGCUACCUGCCUCCUGGGGACCUACGUACCCACACACAGCGCUCACCCCAGACAGUCUCAGCUGCCUUUGCUGCCAUGCAGAAGUUCUAUGGGUUGCAAGUGACAGGCAAGGCUGAUGCAGAUACCAUGAAGGCCAUGAGGCGCCCCCGCUGUGGUGUUCCAGACAAGUUUGGGGCUGAGAUCAAGGCCAAUGUUCGAAGGAAGCGCUACGCCAUCCAGGGCCUCAAAUGGCAGCAUAAUGAGAUCACUUUCUGCAUCCAGAAUUACACCCCUAAGGUGGGUGAGUAUGCCACAUUCGAAGCCAUUCGCAAGGCAUUCCGUGUUUGGGAGAGUGCCACACCACUACGCUUUCGAGAAGUACCAUAUGCCUACAUCCGGGAAGGCCACGAGAAGCAGGCUGACAUCAUGAUCUUGUUUGCCGAGGGUUUCCAUGGUGACAGCACACCCUUUGAUGGUGAGGGCGGCUUCCUAGCCCAUGCCUACUUCCCGGGCCCCAACAUUGGAGGAGACACCCACUUUGAUUCUGCUGAGCCCUGGACUGUGCGGAAUGAGGAUCUAAAUGGGAACGAUGUCUUCUUGGUGGCUGUGCACGAACUGGGCCAUGCCCUAGGCCUCGAGCAUUCCAAUGACCCCUCGGCCAUCAUGGCACCUUUUUACCAAUGGAUGGACACAGAGAACUUUGUGCUGCCUGAUGAUGAUCGCCGGGGCAUCCAGCAACUUUAUGGGAGUGAGUCAGGGUCACCCACCAAGAUGCCCCCUCAACCUAGAUCUACCUCCCGGCCCUCUGUCCCUGAUAAGCCCAAAAACCCAAACUAUGGGCCCAACAUCUGUGAUGGGAACUUUGACACUGUGGCCAUGCUCCGAGGGGAGAUGUUUGUCUUCAAGGAGCGCUGGUUCUGGCGGGUGAGGAAUAACCAAGUAAUGGAUGGAUACCCAAUGCCCAUUGGCCAAUUCUGGAGGGGCCUGCCUGCAUCAAUUAACACUGCCUAUGAGAGGAAAGAUGGGAAAUUUGUCUUCUUCAAAGGAGACAAACAUUGGGUAUUUGAUGAGGCUUCCCUGGAACCUGGCUACCCCAAACACAUUAAGGAGUUGGGCCGAGGACUGCCUACUGACAGAAUCGAUGCUGCUCUAUUCUGGAUGCCCAAUGGAAAGACCUACUUCUUCAGGGGAAACAAGUACUACCGUUUCAAUGAGGAGUUCAGGGCAGUGGACAGCGAGUAUCCCAAAAAUAUCAAAGUCUGGGAAGGAAUCCCUGAGUCUCCCAGAGGGUCAUUCAUGGGCAGUGAUGAAGUCUUCACUUACUUCUACAAAGGGAACAAAUACUGGAAAUUCAACAACCAGAAGCUGAAGGUAGAGCCAGGCUAUCCCAAGUCGGCCCUACGGGACUGGAUGGGCUGCCCAUCAGGGGGCAGCCGACCUGACGAGGGGACUGAGGAAGAGACAGAGGUGAUCAUCAUCGAGGUGGACGAGGAGGGCAGCGGGGCUGUGAGCGCAGCUGCCGUAGUGCUGCCUGUGCUGCUGCUGCUCCUGGUGCUGGCAGUGGGCCUCGCCGUCUUCUUCUUCAGACGCCAUGGGACUCCCAAGCGACUGCUUUACUGCCAGCGCUCCCUGCUGGACAAGGUCUGACCCCCACCGCCGGCCCACCCACUCCUACCACAAGAACUUCGCCUCUGAUGGCCAGUGGCAGCAGGUGGUGGUGGGUGGGCUGCUCCCACCCGUCCUGAGCCCCCUUCCUCCAGCCUCCCUUCUCUCUGUCCCUGACUGGCCUCUCCCACCCUCACCCCUGGCAUUGCUUCUUCCCCAGAUGGGGGCCCCUGAGGCCUGAGCAGGAGGGUGGUCCCUUCUAGCCUCUGAUCCUCAGGGGAACCCUGUAGCUUGGUGUGUGUUCGGCCCCUUAUGAAUGUCAUGGGGGCUCUGCACUUGAAGGCAGGACCCUCAGUCCUCACUGGCAAAGGUCAGAUGAGGUCAUCUGCUCCUUUUCCAUCCCCUGACAUACCUUAAACCUCUGAACUCUGACCUCAGGAGGCUCUGGGCACUCCAGCCCCACAAGCCCCAGGUGUACCCAUUUGGCAGCCUCCCACCACUCUUUGGCUAAAAAGGAAUCUAAUCGUGUUGUGGGGCAGAGGCCCUGAGAAAGUGUGAGAGGGUGGGGAUUGCUCUGCCACCUAAGACCUCAGGAGGAGAACUCAGAGAGGGUCUUAGUGGCUUGGUCAGUUGAGUUCCUCCCCACAAAGAUCUGCCUCUGCCCCACUUACCCCGGAGAAUUUCCAAAGAAAUAGCCUGAGCCAUUAAGGACUAAACUGGGGCUGAAGAAACCCUUGGCAGCCCUAACCCCUCUUGAAUGUUAGCCUUGAAUGGGGAUUUCAAGGUUGGAAGAGCUGAAACCAGGAGGUAAAGCCCAAGUUGGAAUGGGGCCAAGGGGAGACACCCAGGGCUCCAGACCUGAAGAUCCUGAAGGCCACAGAAGAACCUUGUUCAAAUACAGGCAGCUGGGGCUGGGACCCAAGGGCCAGAGUCAGAGGGGACAGGAAAUGAAGAGUGGCAGCAGUAGAGGUUGGGGGCUGGGUGGCCACAGGGGCACCACAAGUUGGGUGGUGGUACCCAGGGGAAGGCACAUUUUAUUGGAGCUCUCAGGAAAGUCCUGAGGAAGGCACACUGGCUCCUCUUUGUCCCCUUCCUCUGGGCAAGAAGCCCAGAGAAAGGAACAAAAAGGGCACUGGGGACUUGGAGGACUUAUGGAGAGAGGCCACCUGUUUGUGGGACCAGAGGAGGUUCCCUGAGGCCUGGCAACACUCAGUCUGCCUUUCACCUCAGUGAAGAGCAGGUGCCUGGGUGCUGCUCAGUGGGGUUAGCCCCUCACCUCCCUGACACCCGCACUCCUCGGCCCAUAUUAUCGGUGUCCAGUCCUCCUUCUCAUACCCAGCCCACCCAUUUUAAGUCUCCUUCAGCCACUGAAGGUAGUCAUGGUACUGGGGACUUGGGAGAGAAACACCCUGUGGAGGGAGCUAGAGGAGAGGGAUGUCAGGGAGGUGAGGGAUGGGGGUAGGGGAAAUGGGGUGAACGGUGCUGGCAGUUCGGCUAAAUUUCUGUCUUGUUUGUUUGUUUUUUUGUUUAAUGUAUAUUUUUAUUAUAAUUAUUAUAUAUGAACUUCAUUCAAAUUGUUCCUUUUUGUUAACA